CGGCCGACGGCGACGGCAACGACGACGACGACGACGACGACGACGACGGCGGUAGCGGCGGCGGCGGCGAGCACACGACGGCGAUCGCGACGGUAGCGUCAGUGGCACCGGGCGCGACGAGUGUGUCGGUCGUGUAUCGGUCGGGUCCCAAGCACAGGUCCAACGCACGCGUUCGCGCACCGUCCGGGGGGAAGGGGCCCAACACGCGCCGGUACCGCGUCCGUGUUAUAUGCUGUAAGGUACAAUGAAUGCUAUUUGUCGUAUUACAUCUCUCAUACGUUUUUUAUCGCAAUGAAAAUAACAUGUUUAUAAUAAUUAUUUGUUGUAAUUAAUAUUAAAUCAGCCAGGCGAUAAUGACAAUAAUGAUCAUAUCGUUAUUAUUGUGGUGACAAUCUGUAUGUUAUUAUUAUUAUUAUCGUCGUAGUCGUAUACACACGACGACGUGUCGGCGGACCGCUUAUCACGAUACAAUAUCAUAAUAUUACAACUACUACAACUGUUGUCGUACUACAUCGCCUGUCGACCAAGAGCCGGCGCGACGUCAACCAAUCCGUCGCACACGUCUAUACGGUACGAGUCGUUUCGAUUGCCAUAAUAUUAUAUCGUUAUUGUAGUAUAAAACAAUAAAUAAUAUAUUGUAUAAUAUAACACUAUCGCCGGCGCAAGACGCACGGACAAGAACCGCGAAGACGUCGACGCUGAACGCGGAAGACCAAACGGACGGAGGACCGAUGGAAUCCACGCCGAAGCCGACUUCGGCAUCAGCCGGCGGCUCGUCCUCGUCGCCGAACGCCGGACGGUUCGCCGACAAGGCCACCGAGAGCCUUUACCAGAGCUACAACGCGAAGCAGAAGCGCGCGGCUUUCGCGUGCUACGUGUCCGCGUCCGUGCUGUUCGACGUGUACUGCCUGUCCGUGUACGACGCCCGGUCGCCGUGGACGUGGUGCCUGCUGGCCACCAACGUGGUCACGCUGCUGUGGUGCCGGCUGGCCGGCGGCCGGCGCCAGUACUGGACGGCCGUGGCCCACCUGGCCUGGCUCACAGCCGACGUCCAAGUGGUGUUCCACAUGGUGGCAAACGCGGCCGAGGGCGCCGACCUGCUCGGAUGGAUCCUGCUCUACGAUUACCUGGCCUACGUGUCACUGCCGCUCACGCUGGCCCUGUGCAUAGCCCUCAGCGCCACCACGUGCGUCACCUACGUGCUCACCAUGGCCGUGCUGGGCCGUCAACACGCGUACCUCGCCCGACAGUUGGCCACGAACAGCGUUCUCCUCUUGGCGUCCAAUUGUUUGGGACUUUUGUCCUAUUUCCUGGCCGACAAGCAGCAGCGGACCGCCUUUCUGGAAACCCGGCAAUGCCUCGAGAUGAAAAUGGUCAUAGAAGAACAAUCGACCGAGCAGGAACGGCUGUUGUUGUCCGUGUUACCGGAACACGUAGCCGUCAAAAUGCGCCAGGAUUUGGGUGAGGCGUUGGACAGUCAAUUCAAAAAGAUAUACAUGAGCAGGCACGAAAACGUUAGUAUAUUGUAUGCUGACAUCGUUGGAUUCACGGCAAUAUCGUCUACAUACUCGGCUUCGGACCUGGUAAAAAUUCUCAACGAGCUGUUCGCCAGAUUCGAUCGACUGUCCGAGAAAUACCAACAACUCAGGAUCAAGAUUUUGGGCGAUUGUUACUAUUGUAUUAGCGGCGCUCCCAAGGAACGACCCGAUCACGCCGUGCUCAGCGUGCACAUGGGACUCUCCAUGGUCAAAGCUAUCAAAUACGUACAACAGACGACAAAUUCUCCGGUAGACAUGCGAGUGGGCAUACACACGGGAGCCGUUUUGGCCGGUGUUCUGGGCCAGAGGCAGUGGCAGUUUGACGUUUACUCCAAGGAUGUUGAAUUGGCGAACAAAAUGGAAAGCAGUGGAAUGCCUGGACGAGUGCAUAUAUCCGAGAAAACUCUGAGUUUCUUAAAUGGAGAGUUCGAAGUCGAGCCCGGUUACGGCGAACGCCGCGAAGAAGCGCUUAAGAUGGCCAGCAUAAAAACUUUCUUCAUUAUAAAAACGAUCAAACCGUUCAAAAUGGAUGUGCAAAACGGAUCACUGACUGAUCAGAACAGUGCUAGUAAAGAAUCUGUGUGUGCGACACCGAUUGAUGACGCCGAUUUAAUAGCUCAGGCCAAAGAAGACUCCGAUAACUUUAAGAAGCGAUUGAGAAAGGACUUGAUGAACAGAGAUGGUCACAGGGAUUUAAACAAACACACAAAAUUUUUCACCUUGGCAUUUAACGACGAAGCAAAAGAACGUGAAUACAAAUACCACAAAGAAGCUGCAUCUGGUGUGUCUCUUAUAGGUUGUCCGUUAGUACUCUUCUUGACGUCUUCCGCACAAAUUAUUAUGUUACCCAGAGAUAUUUUAAGCUACAUGUCCAGUUGUCUUGCAUUAGUAUUACUAUUGAUUAUUGUAGUAGUAUCAGUCGCUGACAUUUUUCCAAGAAUUCUGCCAUCAAAAAUUGUAUGGUUCAGUGAGACCAUAAAUGACUCUUUAUGGAUUCGACGUAUACUUGGAAUCACUGCCGCGUCAUUGCUAGCAUCUACCAAUCUUGUGGGACUAGUAUCGUGUUGGUCUGACAAACAAAUACUAACCAACUGCACGCAUGGCCAGAGCGAUCCAUCGACUUACUGUAUGUAUCCAUCAUAUUUCACUUACUUCAUGGUGUUAGCGUUGAUAGCUACGUCCAUGCUGACUCAAUUAUCUCAUUUCACCAAAGCAACUAUACUGUUCGUCAUUACUCUGAUGCAUUGCGUUGUCAAUAUAGUUACAGUGGGCUCAGCUAUUGACUGCGAAGAUGCAAUAAUUUACAAACCGUUCAAAGUUUUGCCAUCGAAGUACGCAUUGUCGUUUCUACUCAUAGCCGUUACAAUGGCACUGGUGUUUUUGGCUAGAAAUAUGGACAAAUCAUCAAGAGUUCUUUAUCUAUGGCGGACGGAAGUCGAAGAACAGAGGGAAAGGGCUUCAGACAUACGGAGAAGAAAUGAAGCAUUAGUAUACAAUAUUUUACCUCCGCACGUAGCCAAACAUUUCUUAGGAAGUUAUAAACGUCAGCACGAAGAACUAUACAGUCAGAGUUAUGCCGAAGUUGGAGUUUUGUUUGCAUCAAUGCCAAACUUUUCAGAUUUCUAUUCGGAGGAGACGGUUAACAACCAAGGCCUGGAGUGCUUAAGAUUUCUCAACGAAGUUAUAUCUGAUUUUGAUGCGCUUCUGGAACAACCGCGCUACCAGGAUAUUAUUAAGAUUAAAACAAUCGGUUCAACUUAUAUGGCUGCUAGUGGACUAAACCCUUCGCGUGUCGUAAAGCCCGAAGAUCCCAUUGAAGUUAGAUGGGCACACCUCGCGUUGCUGGUGGACUUUGCUUUUGAUCUCAAAAAAGCACUCCAGGGAAUAAAUGAACAAAGCUUUAACCACUUUGUGUUGAAAAUGGGAAUCAAUCAUGGUCCAAUAACCGCAGGUGUUAUUGGAGCGAGAAAACCUCAUUACGAUAUUUGGGGAAAUUCUGUGAACGUGGCGUCGAGGAUGGAGAGUACUGGAAAGGCUGGGUGUAUACAAGUAACGGAAGAAACGUGUAAUAUCCUGCAACAUUUCGGGUUCAAGUUCGAACAGCGUGGUCUAGUGGCCGUCAAGGGAAAGGGGCAGCUGAUGACCUAUUAUUUGGUGGGCAAAGGGCUCCAACCCAGCCAGGCACCGCCGCCGAUCAUGGAGACGCUGCCGGAAAUGGAGGAAGAAGACACCGACGAGUGCAUGGUGGUCCGGCAGGCGCUGUUGCCCCGGACCGAUCACAACGGAUCGGCAACCGCUUCCGGUUGAUGAAUAACGACAACGAGUUUAAUUAUUAUUUUAUAUUUAUUAUUAUAUUAUAACGAUGACGAGGUCAACAUGACAUCGAUCAAUGUACAACAAUACAUAUAUUAUUAUAAAUAAUAUUAUUAUUUAAAUUACCCAUUUCCGUCGCAAAGGCCAUACGAGGAGACGUCACGUGACAACGCCGGCCAUUUCAUCUACACGCCAUGUGCCGAAAAACAAUAACUUACUACAAUAAAAUACCUGUACAAUAUUAAGUCAUAUUAUUAUUACCUGCGAUAACCUAUAACUACGAUAUAAGUGUAAUUUAUUGUUAUGUUUGUCAUAUAUGUGUUUACGCCGCUUACGGUCGUGCACUUAUAAUACUGAUCUAUUCGCUAAACAAGCUUUUUUUUUAUAAUUUUUAUUAUUUCUUAGAUAUUCUGUUUCUGUUUACUUACGUUUUCUUUCUAUUUUUUUGUUCUUUUGUAUCGAUAAUACCACCGUUAAUGUUAAUCACACCAAGGCGGUCGUUUAAUAAAACCCUCUGACUUGAUUUUAUUUGUUCAUAUUGAACACGAAAACAAAUGAUUAAUAUAUUAUAAACACAACAGUAAUGUUGUGAUUUUGUUCAAACUUUGUUUUUUUUUGUUUUUGUUUAUUAAUAUAUAAGUAAUGCGUGUAUUAUUACUAUUACUAUUAUUAUAAUUUUAUUAUUUUAAUUUCUAUUAUUAUCAUCGUCAUUCGUCAUUAUCACCAUCAUUGUAUUUAGAAUUAUUUUGAGUUGAAUUUUUUUUAUUUAAUAAUAAUUAUUAUUAUUAUCUACUGUAUUUACUACCAAUAUAUUGAAGUUAUUGUUACCGCAACUAAUAGAAUGAGUGCGAUUCACAUGCAUAAUUUACACUAGACAUAAUAUAUAGAUUAGUAUAAAAUUAUUGCUAAUUUAUGAUCAUAAUAAUAUAGAGUUGUUAUACAUUUUUUUUGCCGGUAGAUGUGUUUACUAUUAUUUUAUAACAGACAAUGAGAAUUGAACUGCUUAUCGUAAAAAAAAGUAAAAACCACUCUUAAAUUUUGUAAUUUGUUGUCAGUUCAACUAAAUAACACGUUAAACAAUGAAGUUAAACAAUUUCGUUUUAUCCCAAAAUAGUCCAAUACCUAAUAAAGUAAUAAGUAAUAAAUACACAAAUCUAUAGUUAUUGAGUACCUACAUAAUAUUAUGCAUUUUUGCGCCGUAAGAAUGAUCGUUCAUCAUAAUAUCGUUAUUAUAUUUUAGUAAUUCAUUUUGUUUAUGUUUUGUAUAAUGUUCACUAGUGUAUAGGCACAAUAGUUGGUACCUACCUAAUUAGUACCUAUCUACAUCUGACCUGAAUGAUCUAUCAUUCAUAAAUAGGUACUUUUUAUGAAUAGUUUUUUAUGCAUUCGUGUUAUUAACAUUUAAAUACAAUAGACGACUUCAUUUAAAAUUAUUCUAUUCAACUUUUUGAACACUUAAUAGUGUACAACUCUGCUUAAUGGUUAAUAUGGCCAAUUAUACUGAAUAAACCAAACUAUCUACCGUUGGUUUUUGAAUUUUCUGAAACCAAUAUAGAUGAGGUUAAUAUUUUAUUUUAAAUUUUACUUUUCAAUCAACGAUUAAAACUACAGAACUACUAAAGUCUAUACAAUAAUAAAUAAUUAAAAUAAAAUUACUGUUGCACUCAUUUAAAACUUUCAUGGUUUUUUUUUUUUUUGUAAUCGUGUUUAAUAGUUGCAUUUGUUCACAAAUUACCUAUUAUCGGUAUAAUGUAAUUUUAAUUGAAUGUUUAGACAAUUUAUUAAUCGUAAGAAUGUUGCUUUUAAAAUUUUAAUGAUUCUUAAGAAGCAUAUAUUAUUAUAUUAAUUUUUAAUACAUAUUUUGUUUUUGUUUUUUUGUUUUUUUGUUUUUAAUAGUCGUGUAUAAUACAUCAUUAUAGCUAUAAUAUAAUACCUAAACAUAAUUUAUAAGAAAACCAAAUCAAAUUUUAUAUGGUUAUUAAGAUGGUUUUAACGUUACCUUAUAAAUAUUAUUAUUAUUAUUAUUAUUAUUAUUAUUAUUAUUAUUAUUACUUAUUAGUGUAUCCUUAUUUAUGAUAAGAUAAUGCAUUUUAGACAAUGAUUGAGAUUCUCGGUGUACAAAAUCUAUAUAGGUUCUAUAUAAUAUGUACAAUAUGUACAUUGUACACUUACUUUUUUUUAUCUCAAUAAAAUAAAUAUUGAUAGUUUGA
Molecule: messenger RNA, 6061 nt
Organism: Rhopalosiphum padi (bird cherry-oat aphid)
Lineage: Eukaryota; Metazoa; Arthropoda; Insecta; Hemiptera; Aphididae
Gene: Ac3
Product: adenylate cyclase type 3
Exons: 20
Coding region: 732-3845 (1037 amino acids)
Biological process (GO): cAMP biosynthetic process; intracellular signal transduction; adenylate cyclase-activating G protein-coupled receptor signaling pathway
Cellular component (GO): plasma membrane
Molecular function (GO): adenylate cyclase activity
Source: RefSeq, a predicted model, not a curated record